AUGAUCAAUGAAAGUUUUCCAGUUGGCUUUAUCCUACUUGGCUUCUCUGAAUGGCCCGAGCUAGAAAUGAUUCUCUUCUGGAUUGUCGUCUUCUUCUAUACCAUGAUCAUCCUAGGAAACAUGACCAUUAUCUUGCUCUCUUGCAUAGACCCUCACCUCUACACCCCUAUGUACUUCUUUCUUAGCAAUCUUUCCUUCCUGGAGCUCUGCUUUACCACAACCACCAUGCCACAGAUGUUGUCAAACUUUUGGGGUCCAGACAAGACUAUCACCUACACAGGCUGUGUCAUCCAACUCUGUGUGUUCCUGUGUCUGGGUCCUACGGAAGGUGUCUUGCUGGUUGUGAUGGCCUUUGACCGCUACGUUGCUGUCUGCCACCCACUACGCUACACCAUCAUCAUGCACCAUCUUUUCUGUUGGAAGUUGGCACUCAUGGCCUGGUGUUCUGGCCUACUGGAAUCCCUGAUCCAAUCCUCCAUCACACUCCAGCUUCCCUUCUGUGCCCACCACCGUAUGGAUGACUUUCUCUGUGAGGUGCCGGCACUCAUACGUCUGGCCUGUGGAGACACUUCCUCCAAUGAGUGGCAGUUGACCGUCUCUGCUGUCCUCUUCACCAUCGUGCCAGUGGCAUUGAUUCUAACUUCCUAUGGCUACAUAGCUCAAGCCAUUGGGAAAAUCAGGUCAGAGGAGGGAAGACAGAAAGCCAUUGCCACUUGCUCCUCCCACCUUCUUGUGGUCUUCAUGUUUUAUGGGACAGUGGCAAUGGUUUACACAGACCCUAAGAACGACUUUGCCUCAAAAUACGGCAAGUUCUUUACCUUCUUCUAUACUGUGGUCACACCAUUAUUGAACCCUCUCAUCUAUACCCUGAGGAACAAAGAGGUAAAAGAUGCUCUACAAAGACUAUUGAGGAAGGAGAUCAGCAUAAGAAAAAUAUAG
Molecule: messenger RNA, 939 nt
Organism: Choloepus didactylus (southern two-toed sloth)
Lineage: Eukaryota; Metazoa; Chordata; Mammalia; Pilosa; Megalonychidae
Product: olfactory receptor 2H1-like
Exons: 1
Coding region: 1-939 (312 amino acids)
Biological process (GO): G protein-coupled receptor signaling pathway
Cellular component (GO): membrane
Molecular function (GO): G protein-coupled receptor activity; olfactory receptor activity
Source: RefSeq, a predicted model, not a curated record